This is a messenger RNA of Euleptes europaea (tarantolino), 922 nucleotides long. It is a transcript of the gene C10H21orf58, whose product is annotated as chromosome 10 C21orf58 homolog. Lineage: Eukaryota; Metazoa; Chordata; Lepidosauria; Squamata; Sphaerodactylidae. Bases 56 to 913 code for a protein of 285 amino acids. The record is from RefSeq and is a predicted model, not a curated record. The transcript has 8 exons.
AUAUUUUACUUAACUUUGCCUUUUCAUCCGCUCCUUCCCCCAGGAUUUCGUCACAAUGACAGACUCAGCUGUGGCGGAUCACCUGACAAGACUGAAACUCAAACUCCUUGAGAAGAAACUAGAAAAUGAACAGGAAACUAUGGAGGACUGUGAAUCUCCUGUUCCGGAAACACGGAAUUACAGCGCCCAUGACUAUGCCUUACAAAGCGCACUCAGGCGAAGGAAAAACCUUCUUCAGCAACUCAAGGAACAAAACCUUUUGGAAGAAUUCUCUAGACCACAUGUAUCACCACGAAUUCAAAGAAAGCACUACAGACAGGAACCAGAUUAUGUCUACCAAGCUUCUUCUCCCGCUCCUCCUCCUCCACCGCCACCGCCGCCACCACCACCAAGGAUUAUCCAGCAAACAUUGCCUCAGCAGCCAGCAACCAUUAUUCAGCAGAUCCCUCAGCACCCGCUGAUUACUCAGAUUCCUUCCCCACAAGCUUUCCCAGCCCCCCGCUCUGGGAGCAUUAAGGAAGAUAUGGUGGAAAUGAUGCUGAUGCAAAAUGCUCAGAUGCACCAGAUCAUUAUGCAGAACAUGAUGCUGAAAUCUCUGCCACCACCGGCAUAUUCACCAGCUAACGGGCCUGCGGCUCCUCUGCUUCACCACGGACAGCAGCUUACUGCCCCUAUUGUGGUACGAACCGAGAAACCCCGACCGUCAACUGUCCACCAUCAUCACUAUACAUCCUCAGGGGUGCCAGCUAUGCCCCCUCAGCUUGGCUUUCCCCUCUGGCCUUCAGUAAUGCCACCUGUUCUUGGCACACAACUGGGAGGAUUCCCAUCCGAUUCCCACCAUCUGCCCAUCCCAACUACUGCAACACACAUGGUACCAGCCCAUGGACUGUAUGGAUUACCCUCAGGCUUGUAGAUUUCUACA